This is a messenger RNA of Drosophila novamexicana, 575 nucleotides long. RefSeq names its product 60S ribosomal protein L35a (gene RpL35A). The record is from RefSeq and is a predicted model, not a curated record. Gene Ontology annotation, cellular component: ribosome; cytosolic large ribosomal subunit. Gene Ontology annotation, molecular function: structural constituent of ribosome. Gene Ontology annotation, biological process: ribosomal large subunit biogenesis; cytoplasmic translation. Bases 26 to 505 code for a protein of 159 amino acids. The transcript has 3 exons. Lineage: Eukaryota; Metazoa; Arthropoda; Insecta; Diptera; Drosophilidae.
UUGUCGUUUAUAUUUUCAGUGAACUAUGGCUGACACACAAGCUAAGCCCGCUGCGUCUAAAGCCCCCAAAGCGCCAAAGGCCGCCAAGGCGCCGAAGGCCGCUAAGGCACCAAAGGCAGAGAAGGCUGCCGCCACCGAGACGAAAGUAUCUGCCAAGAAAUACAAGCGUCAUGGUCGUCUGUUUGCAAAGGCUGUCUUCACCGGAUACAAGCGCGGUUUGAGGAACCAGCAUGAAAACCAUGCUAUCCUUAAGAUUGAGGGCGCACGUCGCAAGGAGCACGGCGAGUUCUACGUUGGAAAGCGCUGCGUGUAUGUCUACAAAGCGCAGACCAAGAAGUGUGUGCCACAGCAUCCUGAGCGCAAGACCCGUGUCCGUGCUGUUUGGGGCAAAGUUACUCGCAUCCACGGCAACACUGGAUCUGUGCGUGCUCGCUUCAACAGGAAUUUGCCCGGUCAUGCAAUGGGACACCGCAUUCGCAUUAUGCUGUACCCAUCAAGGAUUUAAGUUAAUUAUUAACUUUAAAUGACCUACAAAAAUCCGUUUUCUAUAAUAAAUGAAACAAUUUAAAUUUAAA